ACUCCUUUCAGCUUGAAACCUUUCCUUUCUACAAACUCAAGAACACUGCUGCAAUUUCUAAGAAGAAAAAAAAAGAUAAAAGAACAGGUCCUUAAAUCCUGGUUGCGCGCGUGAGCUUUUGAAUACAGCUUCCAUGGCGGAGCAAGGUAAAACUGGCGAUGAAGUAAUUCAUGGUUGCUUUUCAACGGUUGGGCUUGGACGCCUCAAGGGUUUCGCGACGACGACGACUACCUUCAUAUUCUUCUUCUUCCUCGUUGUUAUUGCAGCUCUGUUUUGGAUGGAUGUUCCAAUCAUACGAGGGAAUCCGUUUAGUUUUACUACCUCUGAAAUUCAUCACGAGAGGAUUCCAUUUCCUCUCACCUGUUCCGGUUCAGUUAAUUACACGUCGGUGGUUAAGCCCAAAGAAUCAUCGGCCAAAACUUGCCCGGACUAUUUCCGGUGGAUCCACCAAGAUUUAAAGCCAUGGAAAGCUUCGGGAAUUACAAAAGACAUGAUCGAGAGGGGAGUACCGAGUGCGGAUUUCCGGCUCGUGAUUGCCAACGGAACGGCUUAUGUGGAUAGAUACAGACCGUCGUAUCAAACCAGAGAUUUGUUCACUUUGUGGGGCAUUCUGCAGCUUCUAAGGUUGUACCCUGGAAAAGUACCGGACUUGGACCUUUUGUUCUAUUGUGGAGAUAAUACUGUGAUCAUGAAAAGAGACUACAAAGGACUGUUUGCUAAAUCAUCGCCGCCGCCGGUGUUUCAUUAUUGUGGAGAGAAGGCGGCGCUGGACAUUAUAUUCCCUGACUGGACCUUCUGGGGAUGGGUAGAGGUUAAUAUAAAGCCAUGGGAGGAGAUCUUGAGGGCAAUAAAGGGAGGGAGGGAGAAGGUCAAGUGGGAGAAGAGGGAUCCUUAUGCCUAUUGGAAGGGUGCAAUCACUUCUAGAGAUAGGUCUCAUCUUAUGAAGUGCAACCUUUCACACACUCAUGAUUGGAACGUUCGGCUUUAUUUGCAGGAUUGGGGUAAAGAAAUCGGAGAAGGAUUCAAGCAUUCUAAUUUGGAAGAUCAAUGCACCCAUAGGUAUAAAAUUUAUGCAGGAGUGACAUGGUCUGUAAGUGAGAAAUACAUAAUGGCGUGCGAUAGUAUGACCUUGAUGAUAAAGCCUAAAUACUACGAUUUCUUCUCGAGAAGCCUCGUGCCGAUGACGCAUUUCUGGCCGAUCCAACGCAGAAAGAAAUGCAAGCAUCUUAAGUUUGUAGCUGAUUGGGGCAAUAAUCACACUCAUGAGGCGCAGGCCAUAGGGAAAGCAGGAAGCAAAUUCAUGGAAGAGAUGGUGGCAAUGCGAAAUGUGUAUGAUUACAUGUUCCAUUUGUUGAAUGAAUACUCGAAACUCUUGAAAUUUAAACCGAUUAUACCUCCGAACGCCCAACGGCUCUGUGCCGAAACCACCGAGCAAGGUUUAGCUAGAGAGUUUAUGUUGCAGUCGAUGGUGAAGUCUCCUAGUGAUGAGCUUCCAUGUGCAUUGCCUCCGCCAUUUGAGCCUAAAGACAUUCAAGCUUCUUUCGACGCAGAAAAGAAUAUAGCUAGGCAAGUGGAGACUUGGGAGACUGAAUAUUGGAACAAAAAAACUAGACGAUAAGAAUUAAACUUUAUGAGGUGACGGCCAAGCUCUCUCUCAAUUCUCAAGUACUGCAAGAGCUUUCGAUUCUUCAGGUUUACUCUGCUUACGGUGGUGAUAUAGUUUUUGGAUCCUCCACUGUAGGCGGUGGUGUCUCCGUCGUUUCAGCUUCUGCCCGCAUCCUCAUCCUCUCGCCAAUCGCCAUUAUUUGAUCGGUGUUCCUGUAGAAGAAACCAAACAAAUUUAUAUCUGAGGUUGUGAUCCAAUGACCAUUUCAUGUAUAAGGCCUCGUUUCUCUGACCUCUUAAUCACAGACAU
This is a messenger RNA of Hibiscus syriacus, 1915 nucleotides long. RefSeq names its product O-glucosyltransferase rumi homolog. The transcript is spliced from 5 exons. The record is from RefSeq and is a predicted model, not a curated record. The coding region runs from base 134 to 1618 and encodes 494 amino acids. Lineage: Eukaryota; Viridiplantae; Streptophyta; Magnoliopsida; Malvales; Malvaceae.